GACGAUUUUUGCAACUUACUAAAAGGUUUAUAGUGGUCCGCUGUUUCGAAGUUUUCAUUCCCCCUCAAAGUCCCUCUUUGGCGCUCUCGAGUUUCAGCUCCGACGAUGUCGGACACCGACGGUAAGACUGCAAAGGAACUAAUUCGCGAUGUUGGCAAACAACUCGCUGCCAAACAGAAAUGUCCUCACAAAGAUUCCCUUGUAAAAUUGCUACGACAAGCUGCAAGUGCAUUACCAAAGUUACAAGCACAAUCACAUUUGCUAAAGCCUGCCAUAAAGCCCUUGAGUGAUUCUCUACUGAAGCAUGGCUUGUUGAAGCAAAAGGACAAAGAUUUGAAGCUUUUGGUUGCCAUCUGUGUAUGUGAAAUACUUCGGAUACUCGCACCGAAUCCUGGUUUUAGUGAUGAAGACUUCAGGGACAUCUAUCAACUCUUUUUGGGUAUGUUUGCGGAGCUUCCUGAUACCAAAAGCCCAUAUUUCUCGAAGAGGGUAGCACUAUUGGAAACAAUUGCAAGAUACAAUUUCUGUGUGCUAAUGCUAGAUACAGGAUGUGAAGAUCUAGUCCUGAAGAUGUUCAGUAUCUUUUUCAGUGUCAUAAGGAAAGAGCAUCCUUCAAAUGUAUAUGGUGCAAUGUCAUCCAUAAUGUCACUUAUCUUUCAGGAGAAAGUUUCUCAAGCACUUCUAGAAGUGACUUUGCAAAGUCUUUUAAAGGACUCAAAGGAUGCAUCUUUUCAGCUUGGUGUUUCAGUUAUUGAAGGUUGCAGUCAGGUGCUUCAACCGGUGGUUUGUCGUUUUCUCAACUGUUGUAUCUUGGACAGAGAUGGCGUAAACAGUGAGCUUAAAGAGUCAUAUCAUGCCAUUAUAUACGAAAUCUUCAAGUGUGCUCCAGAAAUGCUCAUUGCUGUUGUACCCAAUUUAACUCAGGAACUACUGACUGAUCAGGUUGAUGUUCGGAUAACAGCUGUCAAAUUUGUCGGAAGACUAUUUUCAAUUCCUGGGCGUCAUGUUGCUCAAGAGUACCAUCGUCUGUUCAUAGAGUUUCUAAAUAGAUUCUCUGACAAGUCUGCUGCAGUUAGGGUUAAUGCUGUAUUAUGUGCUAAACCUUUUUACUUCACCAAUCCAUCAGGGGAGGAAUCCAUUGCAGUUCUGUCUGCCCUUGAAGGCCGCCUUUUGGACUUUGAUGAUAAAGUGAGAAUACAAGCAGUUGCAGUGGUGUGUGAUCUUGCCAAGUCUAAUCUCAGACCUUUACCACUUGAAAUCAUAGCUCAAGCUGCUAAAAGAUUACGUGACAAGAAGGUUACUGUUAGAAAGAAAGUGUUGCAGAUGCUACUAGAUGUCUAUCACCAUUAUUGUAAUAGAUGUUCUGAAGGCAUCAUCAAAUUGAGUCUUGAAUUCGAACAAAUACCUUGUGGUAUUCUGAUGCUAUGCUAUGACAAAGACACAGACUUUGGUCCUCAGAACAUAGAGCAUAUUCUUGAGGAGAGUUUGUUUCCCAUUUCACUUUCUGUUGAGGAGAGGACUAGGCACUGGCUUUUCUUGUUUUCACAUUCGGCAUCAGAUCACCGGAAUGGAAUCUUCACCUCAGCUCAUGAGAAGGCAUUGACUGCCAUCUUGUGUCAGAAAAAAAGGUUGCAAAUUGAGAUGCAGAGUUACCUUGACCUCCGGACAAAUGAAAAGUAUUUCUCUGGGAGAAAGGAAGAAAGAAUCAAAAAGUUGUUUGCCAAAAUGUCGACAUGCUUUCCUAUACCAAUCAAAGCAGAAGAGUCCUUCCAUAAGUUACAUCUGGUGAAAGAUGCUGAUCUUUUUGACUCCCUCAAAGAGAUUUUGGUUGAACUCAAGUUUGGAAGCUCCCGAAGUAUGAGAGAUAAUUUUGUCAGCAAGAUGAAGGACAUGCAGUUGGAUUUUGAGUUUCUACAAUCACUCACAACAAAAUGCGCAUAUAAUAUUUUUAGCUUUGAUCACGUGAGUUGUAUACUAGAUCAUCUUUCUGAAGACAAGUUUCAAGAGGCGAAAUUAAAGAAUGCGUGUGUGUCACUUCUUAUGGUUAUUGUUAAUGCUUUCCCAAUCCUUCUUAGAGGUUCAGAAGAGCAAUUCUGCACUCUAUUGUUAGAAGAUAAAUCCUUAUUCUGUAAUGAGCUGCUUGAAAUGUUAGCUAAAGCUGGACCUCAUAUUUCUGUUGACCCCAGUGUUAUCUACCCUUUCUUAGAGAGGAUCUGCCUGGAUGGAAGUCGUGCUCAGGCGAAGCUUGCUGUUUCUGCAAUCAGUGGAUUGAUGGUUACUUCUGAGCACUCCAGUCUCUCAGAUCUAUGCAAGAAACUUGUGGAUGCUCUUAAAAGUGGGCCACCUACUCCUACAGUUUUGCAGUCGUUGGGCUGCAUGGCUCAGCAUUCUGUUUCUGCAUUUGAACCCCAUGCUGAAGAGAUCACUCGGUAUAUUGUUGAAAAUAUCUUACUAGUAAAUGAGGUCGGAAUGUCAGACGAUAUAGCUCCAUCCGAAUGCAGCAGUACUUCAUGCAAUUUGAAGAUUUUUGGGCUUAAAGCACUUGUCAGAAGCUUUUUGCCACAUCAGCUUACUGGUGUUGCUCGUCCAAUUGAUGAACUACUUACUCUUAUAUCACGCAUGCUUCAAAGGGCCAAGGUUUCUGGAGGCACUCUCUCCGGUGAAGAUGACAAGGACCAUCUCAGAUUAGCUGCAGCUACAUCUGUUCUUCGGCUUUCUCAAAUGUGGGAUUCACAUAUUUCACCACAUAUUUAUCGCCAAACUCUCUUGACAGCCAAGGACCAUUCUUGUAUGGUACGGAGAUUAUUCCUCAAAAAAACGUUGAAGCUUUUGAAGAAUAACGUCCUUCAUUGUAAAUAUUUAGGUGCUUUUGCAUUGGCUGCUGCUGCUUCUGAUUCGUCACAAAAAGAUGAAUCACUAAAUUAUAUGGCAGAAAUUAUAAGGAAACACCACAGAGAACCUAAAGUGACAGCAAAGCGAGAUCGAGAUGUGACUGAUGAUCCUGUGUGCUCAUUGAUGUUUUUAAUCCACAUUCUUGCUCAUGAUACUGAUUUUCCCUCCCAGGAAGACAAAUAUGAUUCCUUUUUCAGCCCAAUUGUUUUUACUUUGGAGGCAUUACUCAACCCUAGUUUUGUAGAUGGUGAUAUGAAUCGAAUCCGUAAAGUUGUUUCUGAUUUGCAUAAUACUUUCAAUGCUAUCAAGAGGGCUGAAGAUGCACUUGAUGUUCACAAAACCUUUAGGCUGCAUGCUGUAGCUAUCUUUGGAGCCAAGUAUUUGGUCGAGACAAAGAGUAGUGGAAUGUCUCACUCACACUCACACUCACACAUUCCAACUCCAACAAGCAUCUUACUGCCUUCAUUGCUCUAUAAGAAAAGUGAUUCCAAGCCCAACAACCCCAACUUCAACCCAAAACAGUCUGCUAGAAAUCAUGGGAAAAGGAAUCAGUUACAUAUGAUGUGGAAAAAACUUCAUUAUUUCAGAUGGAGGAUUCUUCAUGACAUGAAACUAAGGCUAGGGUUUUUUAGAUUAUCACCUCAUAAAGUUUAACAGAUAGAUACCAAGUUCAUUGGAUUUGUUGCCCUACCCUACCCUUUUGGACAACCACCCGCUAAUGUAUUUUGUAGGUAGGUUGGUUUGUAUAUACCAACUUUAUGCAUUCUGAAUGAUAAUGUAUUUUGUUUUGUUUCAACAUGAUUACUCUUGUAUCCAGUUCUAGAAGCAUAUAAUUAUGUAAUCUCAUUGUCAUUUUACAUAUUUGACCU
Molecule: messenger RNA, 3761 nt
Organism: Lactuca virosa
Lineage: Eukaryota; Viridiplantae; Streptophyta; Magnoliopsida; Asterales; Asteraceae
Source: the annotation of a GenBank genome assembly